Messenger RNA from Acipenser ruthenus (sterlet), 1799 nucleotides. Its product is annotated as reticulocalbin-1-like. The transcript is spliced from 6 exons. Gene Ontology annotation, molecular function: calcium ion binding. The record is from RefSeq and is a predicted model, not a curated record. NCBI's taxonomy places the organism in Eukaryota, Metazoa, Chordata, Actinopteri, Acipenseriformes, Acipenseridae. Gene Ontology annotation, cellular component: endoplasmic reticulum. Bases 296 to 1258 code for a protein of 320 amino acids.
AACGCUGUAACAUCAAAGCACGGGGAACGAAUGUUAUGUUAAAACAUAGAUCAGUGGCGGGGGUUGAACUAACAAGAGACCCAGAGUUUGUCAUGUUCUGCGGAAACUUAUAAGUGUACCGGUAUGUUUAAGCAUACAUCCAGGUGAUGUGCAGUGUGACAUAGUAAAUCAAUAUAUGGGAGUAGAAAUUGUAAACGUUACUUUUGUUUUAAAGCACUUGUCUGUGGCGUAGUUUAUUUAGUCGGUGUUUUUAAACUAUUUUGCAGACUUAGUAAGCGGAUAUUUUAAUAUAAAAAUGGAUAUCUACUGGUUAACGUGUUUGCUGCUGUUGUGCGUGGUAGAGGUUUUUAACAAACCUACUUAUAAAAAUGAACGGGUUCAUUUUGACCCAGUAUUGAGCCGAGAUCCUCAUGAAGACAACCAAAGCCACCAAUACGACCAUGAGGCCUUUUUAGGAAAAGAAGAGGCCACGACUUUUGAUCAGUUAACUCCAGAAGAAAGCAAGGAAAGACUUGGGAAAAUUGUUGACAGGAUUGAUGGUGACAAAGAUGGAUAUGUUACUACAGAUGAGCUAAAGAGCUGGAUAAAUAGAGUACAGAAGCGCUACAUUUAUGAAAAUGUAGCUAAAGUUUGGACGGACUAUGAUUUAAACAAAGACAACAAGAUUUCUUGGGAUGAAUACAAAAAAGCCACCUAUGGCUACUACCUUGCUAAUCCUGAAGAAUUCCAAGAUGCCACAGACCAGUUCAGUUUCAAAAAGAUGCUCCCCCGUGAUGAAAGGAGAUUCAAAACUGCUGACCUCGAUGGGGACACGGCAGCCAGCCGGGAAGAAUUCACUGCUUUCCUUCACCCAGAGGAGUUUGAUCACAUGAAAGACAUUGUUGUUCUUGAAACCCUGGAAGACAUAGAUAAGAAUGGUGAUGGGCAUGUGGAUGAAGAUGAGUAUAUUGCUGACAUGUUUGCUCAUGAAGUAGAAGGACCGGAACCGGACUGGGUGAAAACAGAAAGAGAGCAGUUUGCAGACUUCCGGGACACCAAUAAGGAUGGAAAGAUGGACAAAGAGGAAAUUCGGCAUUGGAUCCUUCCUCAGGACUAUGAUCAUGCACUGGCUGAAGCCAGACAUCUAGUCUAUGAAUCAGACUUGAACAAGGAUCAACUAUUGACCAAAGAAGAAAUCUUGGAAAACUGGAACAUGUUUGUUGGAAGCCAGGCAACUAAUUAUGGAGAAGACCUCACCAAAAACCAUGACGAGUUGUGAUCCGAAUUGCUGCGGAAUAUGCAGUCCUUUUCUUGCCAAAAACUUGUAUCAUAGUUUGAAAGAAAUGAAUGAAGCCACUAAAACUAAACGUUUUGCUUGAACAGUGACUGAAAUACCUGCACCAAUAUUGGGAGACAAAUUGAGUGUAUGUUUUACCUCACUUUUUCAGGGGAGUGCUGCCUUGUAACUGUUUGCAUCAAUGACAGGGUUGUGCCUAUCUUGUAUAUAUGUAUCUUGAGUGCUUCCAAUCAGUAUUUUAGAACUUUGGCUCUGAAUUCUAUUCAAGAUUAUUUUUCAGCUGCUUCCAUUGUGCCUGCAUAAAUACGUGCACAGAACAAGCAUGUUCUACAUUGCCGGAGUUUCUCUUGUCAGUCAGGCGUUUUUGCCAUUCUUAGUUUCUGGUCUUUUGUCAGUAUUCAAAAUGACACAACCAAGCUCUGAGGCAUUUCAGUAAUAUCCUGUCGUCUCAGUAGACUGUUGCCCUUUGUUACUUGUGCUGAUUAUUGGACAAAGUAUACAUGGACAGCAGAGGUAUUUAAAA